Oncorhynchus keta (chum salmon) is the source of this 1717-nucleotide messenger RNA. It is a transcript of the gene ppil2, whose product is annotated as peptidylprolyl isomerase (cyclophilin)-like 2. Lineage: Eukaryota; Metazoa; Chordata; Actinopteri; Salmoniformes; Salmonidae. Gene Ontology annotation, biological process: protein peptidyl-prolyl isomerization; protein polyubiquitination; protein folding. The record is from RefSeq and is a predicted model, not a curated record. The transcript has 20 exons. The coding region runs from base 117 to 1694 and encodes 525 amino acids. Gene Ontology annotation, molecular function: peptidyl-prolyl cis-trans isomerase activity; ubiquitin-ubiquitin ligase activity. Gene Ontology annotation, cellular component: catalytic step 2 spliceosome.
UACAAUUCAAAACUUCCGGUUUAGUCAAACGACGAAGUCUAUUUUGAUAUUUUGUCUCGCUAGCGACAUAGUUUAUGAAAUAAGUUUAAUAGUAAUUUAUUAACACCUCAAUCAAAAUGGGGAAGCGUCAACAUCAGAAGGAUAAAAUGUACAUCACAUGUGCUGAGUACACCCAUUUCUAUGGAGGGAAAAGAUCAGAAAUUCCAAAGUCAAAUUUUCGACGUCUUCCAUUCGACCAUUGCAGCUUGUCUCUGCAGCCGUUUGAAUAUCCCAUGUGCACUCCCGAGGGAAUCGUCUUUGACCUGCUGAGCAUCGUUCCUUGGAUAAAGAAGUUUGGCACCAAUCCCAUCUCUGGAGAGAAAUUGGAAGCGAAGUCCCUCAUCAAGCUGAACUUCGCCAAGAACAACGAUGGUAAAUACCACUGUCCCGUCCUGUACACAGUCUUCACAAACAACUCCCAUAUCGUCACCAACAAGCUCACUGGCAAUGUGUUCUCUCACGAGGCUGUGGAACAGCUCAACGUCAAGACGAAGAGUUACAGAGACCUGCUCUCUGAUGAACCUUUCACCAGACAGGACAUCAUCACCCUGCAGGAUCCAACCAACCUGGAUAAGUUCAAUGUCUCGGACUUCUUCCACGUCAAGAACAACCUCAAAGUACUGGACCCUGAUGAGGAGAAGGCUAAGCUGGACCCUGGUUACCACCUGAACAGUACGAACAUGGAGACCAGAGAGACCCUGGCUGAGCUCUAUAAGGAUUAUAAAGGAGACGCUCUACUGGCCUCCACCAUGAAGGAACCACAGGCCAAGAAGACAGACAAACUUAACGCGGCUCAUUACUCUACUGGCAGAGUGUCUGCUUCCUUCACCUCCACAGCCAUGACCCCUGCUACCGAACACACUGCGGAUGCCAUCUCAGACGACACGGUGCGUUAUUCCUAUGUGAAGAAGAAAGGCUAUGUUCGCCUCCACACCAACAAGGGAGACAUCAACCUGGAGCUGUACUGUGACAAGGUUCCUAAAGCAGGAGAGAACUUCACCAAGCUGUGUAAGAAGGGUUACUACGACGGAACUGUCUUCCACAGAUCUAUCAGGAACUUCAUGAUCCAAGGAGGAGACCCAACUGGGACUGGUUUAGGAGGAGAGUCAUUCUGGGGUAAGCCCUUCAAAGAUGAGUUUCGUCCCAACCUGUCCCACACUGGACGAGGGGUUCUCAGCAUGGCCAACUCAGGGCCCAACACCAACAAGUCCCAGUUCUUCAUCACCUUCCGGUCAUGUCCCUACCUGGACAGGAAACAUACCGUGUUUGGAAGGGUGGUGGGAGGAUUCGAGGCUCUGACAGCCAUGGAGAACAUAGAAGCUGAUCCUAAAUCCGAUAAACCCAAGUCUGAGAUCAAGCUGCUGAGUGCCACUGUGUUCGUGGACCCGUAUGAAGAGGCAGAUGCCCAGAUUGCAGCGGAGCGUCAGAAGGAGUUUGAGAAGCAGGAGGAGGAUCGAGCUCAGACCAGUUUGUCUCAGAGGAAGACUAAAGCAGAUCAAGCUCCCAAGACCUUCAAGGCUGGCAUAGGGAAAUACAUCAACCCUGUGACCUCUACCACCACGAAACGUCCAGCAGUAGAGGACAGCGGACCGUCUACCAGCGGAGCCAAGAAGCCCAAAGGAAAGACUGGCUUUGGAGACUUCAGCUCCUGGUAACUCCUUGGACACACAGCCCCGUG